This is a messenger RNA of Aegilops tauschii subsp. strangulata, 1501 nucleotides long. RefSeq names its product glutamine synthetase. Gene Ontology annotation, molecular function: glutamine synthetase activity. The record is from RefSeq and is a predicted model, not a curated record. Gene Ontology annotation, cellular component: cytoplasm. NCBI's taxonomy places the organism in Eukaryota, Viridiplantae, Streptophyta, Magnoliopsida, Poales, Poaceae.
GACUCGCACCACCCCCACCCCACCCCACCCCACCCCACCCGCCUUCCUUCCUCCGCGACUCUGCGCGCCCUCAGUCAGCCGGCCAUGGCGCUCCUCACCGAUCUCCUCAACCUCGACCUCACCGACUCCACGGAGAAGAUCAUCGCCGAGUACAUAUGGAUCGGCGGAUCUGGCAUGGAUCUCAGGAGCAAAGCCAGGACCCUCCCCGGCCCGGUCACCGACCCCAGCAAGCUGCCCAAGUGGAACUACGACGGCUCCAGCACCGGCCAGGCCCCCGGCGAGGACAGCGAGGUCAUCCUGUACCCACAGGCCAUCUUCAAGGACCCGUUCAGGAAGGGCAACAACAUCCUUGUCAUGUGCGAUUGCUACACCCCAGCUGGAGUGCCAAUCCCCACCAACAAGAGAUACAACGCUGCCAAGAUCUUUAGCAACCCUGAUGUUGCCAAGGAGGAGCCAUGGUACGGUAUCGAGCAGGAGUACACCCUCCUACAGAAGGACAUCAACUGGCCUCUCGGCUGGCCUGUUGGUGGAUUCCCUGGUCCUCAGGGUCCUUACUACUGUAGUAUUGGUGCUGACAAGUCGUUUGGGCGUGACAUAGUUGACUCCCACUACAAGGCCUGCCUCUUUGCCGGCGUCAACAUCAGUGGCAUCAACGGCGAGGUCAUGCCCGGACAGUGGGAGUUCCAAGUUGGCCCGACUGUCGGCAUCUCUGCUGGUGACCAAGUGUGGGUUGCUCGCUACCUUCUUGAGAGGAUCACUGAGAUCGCCGGAGUUGUCGUCACAUUUGACCCCAAGCCCAUCCCAGGCGACUGGAACGGUGCUGGUGCUCACACAAACUACAGUACCGAGUCGAUGAGGAAGGACGGCGGGUUCAAGGUCAUCGUGGACGCUGUCGAGAAGCUCAAGCUGAAGCACAAGGAGCACAUCGCCGCCUACGGCGAGGGCAACGAGCGCCGUCUCACCGGCAAGCACGAAACCGCCGACAUCAACACCUUCAGCUGGGGUGUCGCGAACCGUGGCGCGUCGGUGCGCGUGGGCCGGGAGACGGAGCAGAACGGCAAGGGCUACUUCGAGGACCGCCGGCCGGCGUCCAACAUGGACCCCUACGUGGUCACCUCCAUGAUCGCCGAGACCACCAUCCUGUGGAAGCCCUGAAGCCGAGCAGCGCCGACCGCCGUGCGAUGAUCAGUGAUGGGUUGGGUUUGGUGGUGGCCACUGGAGGAUUUGGACGAAAUUCUUCCAAGAUAUUUCCGUUUCCGUUUGGUUGCAUACUACGCGUAGUCCGCUUAGGUAGGUCACAUCGUCGUCGUCGUCUGUCAUCUCAGGGUGUCUGGUCUCUCUUCUCGUCUUUGGGUGGGUGGGUGGGUGGUGGCUAGAGGCGUGUCAAACACACAAGACUACUAUUGAUUGUUUUCCCUUGCCGUCUGGGUGCCCUGGUCUCGUGUAAUCAUCAAUUGAUAUGGUAAUAAAAUGGUCCGUACCGCUGCCGUGGUACCACGCA